AUCCUACAAAAUUUUGUAUAUAUGAUGCCAUAAUAUACAGUACGUACAACGUAGACAUAACAUUAGUAAGUAGAAAUGUGAAAAACAAAAGCACUAUAUAUAUAAAGCAAAGAACGCAUAUCAUAACGUAAAGAGAAAGAGACGACAGACGAGGUAUCGGUAUCGGUAUCGGUAUCGGAAAUGGAAAAGCUUGGGUGUUUAACCCAUCUAUUUGUGACGGUGUUUCUUACGGCGUUUGCCGGUUUUGUGGCGAUGCCGGCAAUUACAGAUGUUACAAUGGAAGCACUAUGUCCUGGCAAAGAUGAAUGUUCUCUGGCCAUUUAUCUCUCUGGUUUCCAACAGGCGGUAUCAGGAAUAGGGUCAGUGUUGAUGACUCCGUUGAUAGGUAAUUUAUCGGACGUGUAUGGAAGAAAAUCACUAUUGACACUUCCAUUGAUGCUCCAUAUCCUUCCCUUAGUGGUAUUGGCAUAUAGUAGGGCAACGAGCUUUUACUAUGCCUACUACGUGCUCAAGAUAGUCGCAUCCAUGGUGUCAGAGGGCACCAUUCAAUGCCUUUGUCUUGCUUACGUUGCAGACAAAAUUUCUGAAGGAAAACGAGCGUCAGCAUUUGGUCUUCUUGCAGGGGUUAGUUCUGCUGCAUUUGUAUGUGGUACAUUAUCAGCAAGGUUUCUUUCCACAGCACAAACAUUUCAGACUGCAGCAUUUUCAGCCAUGGCUGCUGCAGUUUACAUGAGAAUUUUCCUUCAAGAAACAACGCGAGAAACUGAUGCUUCAACUCGGAUACUCCUGAAAUCUGAGCCAAGCAGUUCCUCGGAUGACAGUUUGACAAAGAAGGUUCAGGUUUUCAAGAAGAUUCCAACCAUCAAUGAUAUCAAGAACUUAAUAGGAAGCAGCAAAACGUUCUCACAGGUUGCAGUUAUGGUGUUAUUCAACAGCCUAGGAGAGGGCGGCCUUCAGGCUUCAUUGAUGUACUUCCUAAAAUCAGAGUUUCACUUCAGCAAAAAUCAGUUUGCAAACCUGAUGCUGAUAGUCGGUAUUGCUGGAAUGGUCUCACAGCUAGUUUUGAUGCCCAUGCUGCUAUUAGUAACAGGGGAGGAAUGGUUGCUAAGACUCGGACUCCUGGUGUCAAGCACAACCAUGAUUCUUAACAGCAUUGCUUGGGAUGCAUGGGUCAUUUAUGCAGUAGCGGGGCUUUCAGUAUUCGGCAUCUUCACUAACUCAUGUAUGCGUAGCAUUGCCUCCAAACAAGUAGGAGCUUGUGAGCAGGGCAAGGCUCAAGGAUGCAUUUCAGGGAUAGGUUCUUUGGCCAACAUCAUUUCUCCAUUGUUUUUUAGCCCUCUAACUGCUACUUUCCUCUCAGACAAAGCACCAUUCCAUUUCCCUGGUUUCAGUCUGUUGUGUAUUGCAUUAUGCAUGGCAAUAGCUUUCAUUCAAAGUCUAAUGAUAAGGACAACUCCGAAGAUUUCUGGCAACAUGGUAGCCUAAGCCUCAAAUUUGAAAAGCUGUAGUAAGAAUAACAUCUAUUCUUUCAACAUUUAAGGAGGGCAUCUCACCGAAUUAAGAGAAACAUAUAUAGUGAGAUAAUACUGCCGAGCCAGAAGGACGCAAGCCAGAAGGCAAUCCACCAACGCCUGUACUAUAUAGACUUCCUAUGAGUCCCUUGUAUAGUUGUAUAUACAGUAGGGCAAUUUUAUAAAAGACCUCACUUAAGCUCAUCCAUAUUUAUCAAAAUAGGAUGGCUAGAUAUGUACUUAAAUACUAAUGGCUUCUGAUCUUUCUCAUCCCUCAACAAGCACAUCUUCUCAAUCACUGAAAUCAAAAGCACCUCAACAAGCUUGGAGGGUGAUAUUCAACUACCCUAUCAUUUAUA
Messenger RNA from Spinacia oleracea (spinach), 1870 nucleotides. RefSeq lists its product as uncharacterized. The record is from RefSeq and is a predicted model, not a curated record. Lineage: Eukaryota; Viridiplantae; Streptophyta; Magnoliopsida; Caryophyllales; Amaranthaceae. The transcript has 15 exons. The coding region runs from base 181 to 1485 and encodes 434 amino acids. Gene Ontology annotation, biological process: transmembrane transport. Gene Ontology annotation, molecular function: transmembrane transporter activity.